Gamsiella multidivaricata is the source of this 1316-nucleotide messenger RNA. Its product is annotated as acyl-CoA N-acyltransferase. NCBI's taxonomy places the organism in Eukaryota, Fungi, Mortierellomycota, Mortierellomycetes, Mortierellales, Mortierellaceae. The record is from RefSeq and is a predicted model, not a curated record. Gene Ontology annotation, molecular function: acyltransferase activity, transferring groups other than amino-acyl groups. The transcript has a single exon. The coding region runs from base 116 to 1183 and encodes 355 amino acids.
AGGAGGUGGACAUGCACUUUAGUCUGCUCUUUUCUUCUUAUGACUCAUUCAUUCUCUUCUCAUCCUUAACCUCAUCAUACCCACUUUCCUUUCCGCCGGGAGCAAGACAACAAAAAUGUCCGCACAGGCGAUUUCAGCCGUUGACACUCCGUUCAAGUCCAAUGGAGCAUCACAUCCAGAGGGUCUUAUCCUCGACCGAUGCACGCAAGAACAAGCCUUCGAUCUCUUCUACACCUGGGCGGUUCAGGAGCAAUGGAACCCCAGUGUGAAAGGUCAAGACAUCCGGGACCUCUAUCACAAAGCCGACCCCGAGGGCUUCUUUUACGGAAGAAUUGCCGACAAACAGGCUCCUACCAAGACGGAAAUCGUCUCCAUCGUGAGCCUUAUCAGAUACGGCAAGGAUCAAGCCUGGCUCGGAUUCUACAUUGUUUUGCCCCGUCACCGUGGCAAGGGAUACGGAAUGGCGACCUUCCAAAAGGCCCUCGAACACGCGGGCCAUGAUCGCCAAAGUAUCGGGCUCGAUGGUGUGUUGGCCCAGGUAGAGAACUAUAAGAAGUCUGGGUUCACGAAUGUGGCCUGGAGAAAUGAGCGCCGCCACGGGUCGGCCAAGGAUUUGGUCGAGAACCUUGAGCGUGAUUUAGCAGAGAAGGUUGCUAGGGGUGGAGUACCUGGAUUAGUUCACCUGUCGGACGAUCUGGUUGACUGGGACCAGGUUCAGGCCCUCGAACAACGGUAUGCGGGAUUGAAGCGACCCGAAUUCAUUAAAGAAUGGGCGCAAUUCCAUACGUUCAACCCUGAGCUUCAUCGGUUUGGAGUCGCGGUGUUGUCGACGGAUGGUACUGUGGAUGAAAAGAGCGGCAAGCCCAAGAUACUCGGGUUCGGAUGUGUGCGCCCAGCAGAAACCUCUUACAGGGUUGGACCCCUGUACGCCAGUACCCCCGAAGUCGCGAAGCUGCUGCUGGUCAAGCUGGGAGUUGAGGUCGUGCAGGCCGAGAGGCAGUCGCCGUACCAUGUCCCAUUGCAGUUUGAUGUGGAUGUGCCAACGUCGAACGAGGAGGCGGUCAAGCUGUUUGAUGGACUGGACUGGAAGGAUACAUUCCCGUCGUUGAGGAUGUGGAGGGGCAAGAUCCCAGAGCACGAUGUCAAUGGAAUCUUUGCGGUCGCGACCCUCGAGGUCGGAUAGACGACCUUGGGGCCUCUUUCUUGUCAGGCAUGGAGCCACCGCAGUCUUCUCUUUGUAGAGAGCACGACAAAGUGCAUCUUUAGCACAGCACCACAAUAAUAAAUGUAUCGAUACGGUUGGUGGCAAAACCAAG